Messenger RNA from Dromaius novaehollandiae (emu), 4315 nucleotides. RefSeq names its product L-threonine 3-dehydrogenase, mitochondrial. Lineage: Eukaryota; Metazoa; Chordata; Aves; Casuariiformes; Dromaiidae. Gene Ontology annotation, biological process: L-threonine catabolic process. The record is from RefSeq and is a predicted model, not a curated record. The coding region runs from base 86 to 1207 and encodes 373 amino acids. The transcript has 9 exons. Gene Ontology annotation, molecular function: L-threonine 3-dehydrogenase activity.
UCGGGGCGCGGCGCCGGAGGAGAGGCGGCGAGGCGCGACGCGGCUGCGGGAGCUCGACGGGGCGCGGCAUAUUUAAAGGAGGAAGAUGCCAAUAGUCAAAAACGUGAGCAGAGCUGUCAACCAGCUGCUUCAAAGCUCUGGUUGUGGAUGUGGGAUUUCCGUAGUGCCUGUUCGACGUAUUGGAAUCUCGCCCCGCCAGGUGGCCUCUGACGCUAGCUUUCAUUCAGUGUCUUUUUCCCGGUCUGAUCAUCCCCGGGUGCUAAUUACAGGGGGUCUUGGCCAGCUUGGAGUGGGACUCGCUAAACUUCUGAGGAAGCGUUUUGGAAAGAACAAUGUGAUCUUGUCUGACAUUAGAAAGCCUGCAGAUAAUGUUUUUUAUAGUGGUCCUUUUAUCUAUUCGGAUAUCUUGGACUACAAGAAUUUACGUGAGAUAGUGGUGAAUAAUCGGAUAACUUGGUUGUUCCAUUAUAGUGCUUUGCUCAGUGCUGUUGGAGAAGCAAAUGUCCCUUUGGCCAGAGCUGUAAAUAUUACUGGUUUACAUAAUGUUCUGGAUAUUGCAGCUGAGCAUAAUUUGCGACUCUUUGUUCCCAGCACUAUUGGAGCCUUUGGACCUACCUCUCCUCGAGAUCCAACCCCUGAUCUCUGCAUUCAGAGACCAAGAACAAUCUAUGGAGUCUCCAAGGUCCAUGCUGAGCUCAUGGGAGAAUACUACCAUUACCGAUACGGCCUAGACUUUCGAUGCCUAAGGUAUCCAGGAAUUAUAUCUGCUGACUCUCAGCCUGGAGGGGGAACAACUGAUUAUGCUGUCCAGAUUUUCCAUGAUGCCAUAAAAACUGGCAAAUUCCAGUGCAACCUAAAGCCAGACACACGUCUCCCUAUGAUGUAUAUUGAUGAUUGUCUGAAGGCGACUCUAGAGGUCAUGGAGGCCCCUGCUGAGGCACUGAGCAUGAGGACGUACAACAUCAGUGCCAUGAGCUUCUCUCCUGAAGAGCUGGCGCAAGAGGUGCAGAAGCAUGUCCCUGAACUCCAGGUGACCUACAGUGUGGAUGCAGUCAGGCAGGCCAUAGCUGACAGCUGGCCAAUGAACUUUGAUGACAGCAAUGCCCGGAGAGACUGGGGAUGGAAACAUGAUUAUGACCUCCCUGAAUUGGUGACUACAAUGUUUAGCUUCCUUGGGUCUGACUCCAGAAUUGCUCAAGCUAGCUGAAAUACUUUGUAAAAUGUUUCCAGAUUUCCACAGAGGACCAGGAAGAAAUGGCUAAAUUAGUUAAUGAUCUUCUGAGUCUUAGAGCAUGUCAGUUAUCACUUUUCCAUAAAUAGCAAUAGAGUUGGGCAGAAAAAUACUGUAGCUGGAAUUUACUAUUGUUAGAUAAGUUAGAUAAAAUAAGUCAUUAGGUACCGUUUCCAGCAAUAGCACCGAAGACAAACGUGGAGAUCUUGAACUUUCAUGUUUAAGUAGCUAGAAAAAAAAAAAAAAAAAGCACCUACUCCUGGCUGAUGACUUUCCAAUCAUUCCUACUGCCUGGUGGUUCUUUAGCAAAUAACAUGGGCAAUAUUGUCAAACCUGCUGUUUCAGGCAUAUUGUACAGAGUUAACUGUUUUUUUGUUUUCUUAGUGGAAGUUACUAGAUUGUGGUAAAGGAUUCUUUCUUCUCUUUGCCUACAACUGAGAGAUUAGUACUACUUCAUGUUUCAAAAUUGCAGGGAUUGUUGCAAUUUUAAUUUGAAAUGAAACUUCGGUUAAUAGUUCCUAUAUAUAUGUAUACACACUACUGUAUAAACCUACACUUUUGUAUACGUAAGGCAUACAAAGUGACAUUAUUCUUUUAAUGUCUAUAAAUGUGAAGGGAAUCAGGACUUGAAUUCUCAUUAUGCUUUAAAAGUACCAGGGUGUAUAAGCUAAGCUUUGUCCUGUUCUUUGAAAAUGCUGCUGCCUUCAGUUUAACCUCAGAGGUAGACUGGAAAACCUAAGAGCUGUUAUGUACAUGCAAAUCUAGGGCAUAAUUCUAGGCCUGGGAAUAGGGUUAUUGUUAAUUAUCAUUACCUUUGGUUUUCCCAGUUGUUUGCCAUGCUAGCAUGGCAAACGUACUGCCUGGAACAAGUUUUGAAGGUGGGCUGAUAAGGUAGACUUACAGUAGAGUCAUGUCAGCCUUUGAAAUCGUUCAUGUUCACUACACUUUUUUAUCUGUGCUGUAUGUGUAUUUUUAGAUACCAUAUAUAUGCAACUAUUAUAUGCUUUUAUCCUCUAGAGAGGAAUCCAGAAGCCGAAACCAUACCUUCCUCUAUUUAUUUAUUUCAGGGUUUUAAUGGCAGCCUUAUCUGCCAUUCUUGUCUGAAUUCAUCACUUUAAGUCAACAACUUGAGCUUUUGUUUUUAUGUGAAGGAUUGAUCGUUUAGAGCCAAGAGGCCUAAAUUACUGACGUCCAUCCCCUUUCUAUAAAAUGAUGGGGAUUUGCCGAUCUUUUGCUACUAAUUUCUAGUUACAGUUAAGGAGUAUUCUGCUCAUUUGAGUUUCAUUCGCAGGAGAUUCUGGGAUUAAUAAGGGAGUCUUAGUAGAUGCAUGCAAAUAAGAUAUGCCUAUUCAGAGGCUACUGAAGAGACUUGGAAAACAAGAAAUGACAAAUUAGAGAUACAGGAGAGCCAUUUUAUGCAAAAUAUCAGUUUCUGUGGUGUAAAUCUGAGCUAUUGGCUACUAUUGUAAUAGCAUGCCUUGAGAAAUGGCAUCGGGGUACUUUGGUUUUUAUUUUAUUUUUUUCCAAAGAAAAAAUAUCUUUCACUUUCAAAAUAACUGGAAAUUCCUUGUGUGAAGUUCUCUUACUCUUUUUUUUUUUUUUUUUUUUUUUUUUUUCUUGCAUACUCCAAUGAAUCUUGCGGGUGACAUGUUCAAAUAUUUUCUUGCCUACAUAUUGUUUGCUGUGUUUUCUGUGACAAUGCUUUGGUCGUUCUUAUUCUGUUAAGCUCUCUGUAACCCUGCAAUGUUUCUUCAGUAAGUAGAUAACUGACAUGACCUGAUCUCUGCCUCUUUGUGAGGAAGUCUACGUGCUGCACGGAAUAUGUUUUCUCAUGAAAGGAACCUUCAAAUGAAGAUUCUGUGGUGAAACCCUGUUAUUUUAAACAUUUGUUGAACUUUUAUCUCUUGGUUUUGUAUGUAUCUUAUACUGUUUAAUCUGUUAAAGUAUGGAUUUCCCGGAUAUUUAAGCUUGAAAACCUCUAGGGAUGUGGCCCAUAUUGAAACUUUUUUUUACAGUGUUUACAUUUAUAAAAGACAAUUUUUUUUUAACUGCGGCCACUGUGGUAACUAUCACAUUGUUCAAAUGUAGUAUUUGGCCCAAUGGGCCAGCAAAGUUGGUCUUGAUCAUAUCCUCCCAGAAGAGACUGGCUCAGAUUUUUGUCCUCUGCCCUGCCAAAACAGGAUCAUCUUCCAGUAAACUGUUAGCCUGAGGCAUCAAAUGAAGUCUUUAAUAUGAUCUCAAAUGUCUUGUCCAUUCCCGUCUUUCAUAAUUCACUCUGGGGACUCCUUAUCAAUAUACAGGUAUAGAGAGUGUGUGUAUGUAUACACACAUCCACACUCUCUCUUUACAUAUAUAUAUUUUAUAUAAACGUAAAGAGUUGUUGAUAGGUCCAACUUCAUUUCCUUGCUUCAAAUGAAGUUACGGGUCUACUACUCCCUUCAUUCUAGUCCAAAGCUCGGGUUAAUACUAAUAAGAAUGAUGAGCAAAAAUGUUCCUUCUUCUGAUGUAAACUGUUCUUGGUUGUGGUGUUGCACAAAAGCUUUGAAUAGGGUGUUUCAGUGAAGAUGAAAUUCAAACCUGUGGCAUUUUAAGCAAAUUUAAUCUUUUGCCAAUAGUCACUGACUCCAUUUAGGAGUAGCCACUUAAGAAACUUCUAUUUUGCAAAGUAUGAAAUAAACCGUAUUGUAAUAGGCAGUUGUUUGGAGGUAAAGAUGUGAUAGUUGAGGAAUGUGAUGAGAUAUGGCUACGUAGUCUGGUUCCUGUUUGAAAUUCUAGUUUUCAACCUAUGACCAAAGAUGCAUGUGUCUUUCCCUUCCCCUGCCCCCCUUCUUUUCCAUAUAUUCCCUGUAACCUCUGUGGCUAUGUUACAGUAUUUUCUGCAUUUUCUGCAAUUUGACAUGAUACAAAAUGUAUAACUUUUGCUACCACUUUGAAGUUCAAUUUUCUGGGCAGAGACUUCUCUCAUAACAUUUGAGCACUGUAGCUGUUACAUUACCUGUUCAGGGAAAAAGAUUUUAAGAAUAUUUUUUCAACUGUUGUAAGCUGUGGAUGAUGCCUACUCUAAUAAAAUCCUAUACAGAUGUG